CUCGUGGCUUCAGUUUUGAUAGACCACUCGGGCUACGCCCUCGUGCCCUAUCAAAACUGGCCACUCGUGUAACCACGCGCCGCCAUCGUAUAACCUAUGCGUGUACACUGCGGUUGUAUUUGGCAAAUGACUUUUUGCAAACCUUCUAAGCGCUUCCGCACACUUACGUUGCUGAACGAGCCACUCCCUUAGCGCGGAAGGUAGGGUGCAGUCGACGCCGCCAUGCCAGCGCUAGUGACAUGCCGAGGAACGUCGCUUGAGACGCAGUGGAACGUCGGCAGCGAUGAUUUUGUCCUUUCGGCCAUCGUAAUAGUCGCCCUCUCACUCCUCAGCUCCAUAUUAGUGAUGGCAGCUCUGGCGGCUCUCUACCUCUCUCCUGGAUGCCCUAACGACCAGGGGUCUCCCCCCUCUUCUCUACUGGUCACUCUUUCUGCUGGUGGCAGUAGAAAUAGGUAUAGUCAUUGAUGAGGCACUAAUCAUGUCCAUAAGCUACCGAGGUCGCAUAUGGGAAACAGCAAAGAGAGACUCACAAAUCCCAAAGUAUAUCUACGUGCGUCUGGUUCUAAUGGUCCUGGAGUUCUCUCCGUCAUCUCGUGCUCUGUGGCUACCUUUGACCCGAAUCUGAUUGAGCCGCUCGACUGCAGCUCGUAUCGUGUCGCUGUAGCACUCGCCACGGUGUCGUGUGUGGUUGUUCUGCUAAAGUUUCUCGGUUCGACAGUCAGACUUCUUCUCUUCCUGGAUCCCUGUGGGUUGUUCACGCCAGGCCUUCUCCAACACCUCAGCUUCCUCGAUACGGCCGACGAUGUCGGAGAACUGCCACAGCCACCCCAGUCCCCUUCCUACUUUCCACAGUUUCUCCGGUUCAAAAGGCCAUCGUCUGCUAGAAGAGAGAGUCAACUACAGCUGUCUCCAGUCCAAUCCCCCACUUCACCUGAAGCGAGACUCAGUCGCAAACAGAGAAGAACCCCAAAUGUGGUUCGUUUCUGGCAGCGCCAGGUGAGCAUCACCCAGACUGUCCGCGGCGGGUAUACCCUCGACGAAAUCAGCCAACAGGCAUCACGUUUCCGCACAAACUACAUUGGACUCCGGAGAAUCCAGCAUCGACUACGCGUCUUCUUGUGCUGUCUCAGAGUCGGAGGUCAAGGAUCGAGGGGUCUGCCUUUGGGUGAUGUUGCUCGGGCACUGUACACCCUGUUUGACUUUGACGAGGGGGAGGAGGGAGGGGAGAGGGUGAGGCUGGUGUUGAGUGACGUGAUAGCUGGGUUCAAGUUGGUCAGUCAGUAUCAGCGGGGCAAGACCAACAGACUGGCAGAGGGAGAGAGACUUGAAGACAAGUUCAGGAAGGUGACGUUUGAUCGAAUGCCAGUCAACCAGAAACCUCACUACGUCUACAAGCCUGCUCGUCCUUUCGACCAUGAUAAACCCGAGAAUCAUCUGCUGAUGGACAACAUGAUCCACUUCAUGCAGCACUCUAUGGGGAUGUAUGGCUGGCCUCUUCACAUCUUCUCUAACUUGACCUGUGGCCUCUGCCAACUAGCCUCCAGAACAUGCUAUCCUCUUGCAGUGUACUCAAGAAAAUUCACAACUUCAGUGGUCCUUGGGAACGACUUAGUACCAAGGAUGUCAUUUCGCUCUCUGCUUUAUCUGAAGCAGUCACUAAAACACCUUCUGCAGCACUGUGAUAAGCCAAAGUUCAACGUGCUGUUCCUACCUAAGUGGUGCAGUGGUAUAGGUGGAGGUGGUAGUUGUGCCACUCCAUGGAGGAGCUUGUCUACCACCUGUCAUCUUCCUGAGGGGUUUGAGAGUCUGAUAGUUGGAGAGAACACCACUGGAGAGAGCCUUCAGAAUGCAGUGUUCCCACCAACACACAUCCUCCUCCCCAGCAGCACCCCAGCUCCCAGCAGCACCCCAGCUCCCAGUGUCAGCAGAAGCCGUCGGGUGUCCAUGGACCUCCCGGACAACCCAGAUGUGUUUGAACGAGAGAUCACGGGGCACGUCAAGAACAUGUGUGGUCAGUUUAUGCCCACAUUUCCUCCGGGAAAGAUCUUCCAUCUCAAAGUCAACAAGACUGCCUCUCCCUGUUGCUUUGGGUAUUUCUACCCGAACCAGCUGGAGAUGGAGAGGGUGAGAAACGAGGACCUGUGUAUGAUAAUCAUAGACAGAGGAGCCAUGGAGGACCACCUCCCCAACCACGUCCUGGCCGCUCUGCAGAGGUUCAAGAGACAGGCUCUGGGCCAGAGCUACAGGGAGGCAGAGGUGGAGAGACUGCGAGAAGAGGCCUGGAGAGAGAUGAACCAGAAGAGGAAGGCUAGAGCACUCAGCAGUGCAAGAGAGGGCUGGGUGUUUCCCACUACCACUGCUGGUAGAGAUCCCAACACCACUACUACAUCCACCAGCUCCCCUCAGAGCAGCUCCUCCACUGUCUACAGUACACCAGACACUGCCAGUCACUGGUCCAGACAACCCACCGACACCCCCUACACUGCCAGUCUCCCUGCUAUCGAUGAAACCAACGGCCACCACCAGGGAAGAUGUCGUAGUGCAAGACUCAGCAACUGGAGGAGACUCAGCGAUGGAGUCCUUCGUCGUCUGUCUCGCGGUCACCACGGACUGGCGGGAGAGAGGGUGGUGACUGUCCUGCCUCGCAGGGGAACCAAACUCAAGAUCAUCAUUCCAACUUCGGCCGAUAGUAGUGUCAUGUGAUGUACUGCACCGAUGUGGCAAACAAUGCUUUUUUGCAGGUUAGCAGCAUU
Molecule: messenger RNA, 2753 nt
Organism: Geodia barretti
Lineage: Eukaryota; Metazoa; Porifera; Demospongiae; Tetractinellida; Geodiidae
Source: the annotation of a GenBank genome assembly